UUUCGUUAACCUCGGCUCACUCCUCGCUUCGCUUCCCCGUCGGCUCACUCCUCGCUUCGCUUCCCCGCCGCGUUCGCAUCUCGUCUCGCUUCGCGGAGCGCAAUGGCCGCCCUGCUCCGCUCGCUCUCCCGCACCUCCGGCCUCCGCGGCUGCGCGAGCUCGUUCUACCACCGCAACCCGUACUCGCCCUUCUCCGCCGCGGCGGAAGCGGUCGCGCGGGAUGCGGCGGUGGGGAGGGGGCUCGCGGGGCUGGGGCCGACGGCCAAGGGGGAGAAGCCGCGGGUGGUGGUGCUCGGGACGGGCUGGGCGGGGUCGCGGCUCAUGAAGGACCUCGACACCACCGGGUACGACGUCGUCUGCGUCUCCCCGCGCAACCACAUGGUGUUCACGCCGCUGCUCGCCUCCACCUGCGUCGGCACGCUCGAGUUCCGCUCCGUCGCCGAGCCGCUUGCGCGCAUCCAGCCCGCGGUCUCCAACUCCCCCGGCUCCUACUUCCUCCUCGCCCGCUGCACGGGGGUUGACCCCGACGCCCACACGAUUGAGUGUGAGACAGUUACUGAAGGUGAGAAAGAUACCUUGAAGCCAUGGAAAUUCAAGGUUGCGUAUGACAAACUGGUCUUUGGGUGUGGAGCUGAGGCAUCAACUUUCGGGAUUCAUGGCGUCACUGAACAUGCAACCUUUCUUCGGGAAGUUUACCAUGCCCAAGAGAUUCGCAGAAAGCUCCUUCUUAAUCUCAUGCUUUCUGAUGUACCUGGAAUAUCAGAGGAAGAAAAACGCAGGCUAUUGCACUGUGUCGUUGUUGGAGGUGGUCCAACAGGGGUUGAAUUUAGUGGUGAACUUAGUGAUUUCAUCAUCAGAGAUGUGAAACAACGUUACUCACAUGUGAAAGAUUAUGUCCAUGUGACCCUGAUUGAGGCAAAUGAAAUAUUGUCAUCCUUCGAUGUUCGUCUCAGACAAUAUGCUAUAAACCAGCUAGUGAAGUCAGGUGUUAGGCUUGUAAGAGGCAUUGUGAAGGAUGUGCUGCCUGACAAAUUAAUCCUAGACAAUGGAGAGGAGGUUCCUUAUGGUUUGCUGGUAUGGUCUACUGGAGUUGGUGCUUCAUCAUUCGUUAAGUCGUUGCCAUUUCCUAAGUCACCAGGUGGAAGGAUUGGUGUAGAUGAGUGGUUACGUGUUCCUUCUGCUCCAGAUGUGUUCGCAAUUGGUGAUUGCAGUGGAUUCCUUGAAAGCACAGGCAAGGAAGUUCUCCCAGCUUUAGCUCAGGUUGCUGAACGACAAGGCAAGUACCUCGCUAGCCUGCUCAACCAUGUGAUGAAAGUUGGAGGAGGGCAUGCAAACUCAGUGGUCGAAAUGGAUCUAGGUCCAAAGUUUGUGUAUAAGCAUAUGGGGAGUAUGGCAACUGUUGGAAGGUACAAAGCUCUAGUCGACCUGAGGCAAAGCAAGGACUCGAGAGGGGUGUCAAUUGCAGGAUUUGCAAGCUGGUUUAUAUGGCGCUCUGCAUACCUGACUCGUGUUGUCAGCUGGAGGAAUAGGUUCUACGUGGCUAUCAAUUGGCUGACCACGCUGUUAUUUGGCCGUGACAUAAGCCGUAUCUAGGGCAUCUAUAUGUAGAUCUCUACACUCUGGACUGCACGACUUCGAUACAGUACACAUGCCACGAUCACAAAAAGAAACAUAGGUCAUGGUCAUUUUGUUCCUUCUUUUUUCUCUCCUGCUCCUCUCUUUUAUCCCUUUUCAGACUUGUGAGUUCCAAAUGUACAUCUUCGUUUUCUUGUAAAUUCUGAAUAAAUCAGAUGCUAUUUGAGGGUACUCCUGCUCGGGAUUUAUGCAACUGUAGUUUCUUGCUCA
Brachypodium distachyon (stiff brome) is the source of this 1845-nucleotide messenger RNA. Its product is annotated as internal alternative NAD(P)H-ubiquinone oxidoreductase A1, mitochondrial. Gene Ontology annotation, molecular function: NADH dehydrogenase activity. The record is from RefSeq and is a predicted model, not a curated record. NCBI's taxonomy places the organism in Eukaryota, Viridiplantae, Streptophyta, Magnoliopsida, Poales, Poaceae. The transcript has 8 exons. The coding region runs from base 103 to 1593 and encodes 496 amino acids.